Molecule: messenger RNA, 537 nt
Organism: Penicillium digitatum Pd1
Lineage: Eukaryota; Fungi; Ascomycota; Eurotiomycetes; Eurotiales; Aspergillaceae
Product: DUF3431 domain-containing protein
Source: RefSeq, a predicted model, not a curated record
AUGGAUAAAAAUCCAGAGAUUGAACUACUUACAGCACACUCAUCUCGUGGCCGUGAGGCCUCCGCUUAUCUUUCAUUCAUUGUCGACCUGUACGACGAGCUCCCCGAAUACUCGAUUUUUCUCCAUGCCAACACUAACCAGUGGCAUAACGAUCUCUUUGGCCCCCAGACCAGCCGAGCUUUGCAAAGCCUGCGCCGUGAAGCCGUGGAUGCGAAGGGAUAUUUGAACCUGCGGUGUGCAAGUAACCCAGGCUGUCCGUUUCACGUCAAUCCCAAUAAUCCCACGCAAGCACACAUUGACAAGAAUGAUGCCCGAGCAAACUUUCCGAGAAUUUGCAAGGAGAUAUUUGGGGAAGAUGCCUAUGUUCCAGAACAAAUUGGCGGGAUUUGCUGUGCUCAGUUUGCAGUCAGCCGAACACACAUCCGGCAGCGGCCCAAAAGCGACUAUGUCCGCAUGCUAAACUGGAUGAAUGAAAAGAGUGUGCCACUUGUUGAAACUUUGUGGCAUAUGGUCUUCGGCAUGGAAAGGGUACAGUAA